Messenger RNA from Osmerus eperlanus (European smelt), 1729 nucleotides. RefSeq names its product EYA transcriptional coactivator and phosphatase 1 (gene eya1). The transcript has 14 exons. The record is from RefSeq and is a predicted model, not a curated record. Gene Ontology annotation, cellular component: nucleus. The coding region runs from base 56 to 1729 and encodes 557 amino acids. Gene Ontology annotation, molecular function: protein tyrosine phosphatase activity. Lineage: Eukaryota; Metazoa; Chordata; Actinopteri; Osmeriformes; Osmeridae. Gene Ontology annotation, biological process: cell differentiation; anatomical structure development; negative regulation of extrinsic apoptotic signaling pathway in absence of ligand.
ACCUGAGAUCUACCAGUGCCUGUUGCAGACAGCCAGUACUGCACGUGUGAGGUCUAUGGAAAUGCAGGAUCUAGCCAGUCCUCACAGCCGAGUAAGUGGAAGCAGCGAAUCUCCUAAUGGUCCCAACCUCGACAACUCGCAUAUCAAUAACAAUUCCAUGACACCCAAUGGCACUGAAGUUAAAACAGAGCCAAUGAGCAGCACCGAAAUCGCCACCUCGGUAGCAGACGUCACUCUAGACAGCUUCUCAGGAUCAGCUAUUGGAACCAGUGGCUUCAGCCCAAGACAAACUCACCAGUUCUCUCCACAGAUUUACCCUUCCAACAGACCAUAUCCACAUAUUCUUCCUACCCCUUCAUCCCAAAAUAUGGCUUCGUAUGGGCAGUCUCAGUACACCACAGGAAUGCAGCAGGCUACAGCUUAUGCUAGCUACCCCCAACCUGGUCAGCCCUACGGCAUUCCAGCCUAUGGCAUAAAGACGGAAGGGGGGCUGAGCCAGUCCCAGUCCCCAGGACAGACUGGCUUCCUCAGCUACAGCUCUGGGUUCACCACACCCCAGACUGGCCAGGCUCCCUACAGCUACCAGAUGCAAGGAAGCACAUUCACCACCACAUCAGGAUUGUACGCAGGAAGCAAUUCCCUCACAAACUCAACUGGAUUCAAUAGUACACAACAGGACUACCCCAGCUACCCGGCGUUCGGCCAGGGCCAGUAUGCUCAGUAUUACAACAGCUCGCCCUACACCUCGCCCUACAUGACCAGUAACAACACCAGCCCCACCACCCCCUCCACCACUGCCACCUACACCCUCCAGGAGCCCCCCACAGGCAUCACCAGCCAGGCCCUCACAGACCCCACUGCAGGAGAGUACAGUACCAUCCACAGUCCAUCAAUCCCCAUUAAAGAUUCAGAAUCGGAUCGAUUGCGCCGGGCCUCGGAUGGAAAGUCACGUGGCCGGGGAAGGAGGAACAACAACCCGUCUCCUCCGCCCGACUCCGACCUUGAGCGAGUUUUCAUCUGGGACCUGGAUGAAACAAUCAUCGUUUUCCAUUCCUUGCUCACGGGGUCUUACGCCAACAGAUAUGGACGGGAUCCUCCCACGUCAGUAUCACUGGGGCUCAGGAUGGAGGAGAUGAUCUUCAACCUGGCCGACACACACUUAUUCUUCAACGACUUGGAGGUAAAGUCUAACCAGCCUGGGGAUCUUUGGGCUGCCUACCAGCCCAUUCGCCCACCCGCCCUCCACACCGCCCGCCUUCCACACCGCCCGCCCGCCCUCCACACCCCCCGUCCUCCACACCGCCCGCCCGCCCGCCCGCCCUCCACACCGCCCGCCCUCCACACCCCCCGCCCUCCACACCCCCCGCCCUCCACACCGCUGGCCCCUCCACACCGCCCGCCCUCCACACCGCCCGCCCUCCACACCGCUGGCCCCUCCACACCGCCCGCCCUCCACACCACCCGCCCUCCACACCCCCCAUCUGUUUCCCAGAGGUAUGGGACUGUGGGAGAGACUAGGGAGGAGGCCUCGGUGUGCAGCCUCACUGCUAACAAUGGUUCCCCUCAGACCCUCUGUCAGAGCCCAGGACUUGCCCAGCCACUCAUGAAGCGACAGGGAGAUGUGAUUGACCCCAAGGUUAACCCUCCUCAGAUUCCCAUAAAAGUGGGUGGCCAGACCUGGGCUGUCCCAACAGAGGUCCCAUUCAUGCUGGGUGGGAUAGGGGCCUAG